AUGUGGUCGUAUGUUUAUACUAGCAACAUCCUCUUUCAAGAAUUCUGUGUCCUCUUCGUUUGUCAGACUCCGAUACUGAAUCAGCUAGAUUACAAAGGCUAUUUAUGUCUUCUAAAAUUGCAUAGAGUAGGACGAACAACUAAGUUGGGAUGGCAAGGAAAUGCUAUUGUGUUUUUGUUACCAAAGGAGGAAGCAUAUGUUGAGUUCCUUCGAGUAAGGAGGGUUCCACUUGAAGAUAGAAAAAGCCCAGAUGAAGUUUGUGAUAUUGUCCCACAGAUAAGGUCAGCUGCAAAAAAGGAUCGUGAUGUCAUGGAAAAAGGGCUUAGAGCUUUUGUUUCCUACAUCCGUGCAUACAAAGAGCAUCACUGCUCCAAUAUAUUCAGGCUAGUGAAUUUUAUGGUAUACGCUCCAUAUGAAUCUUGUUUUUUCUUGGAAGACUCAUUGUUCCUUUCUGCAAGUGGAAAGAACUUGAGAUUGGGAAAUUGGGCAUGGGUUAUGGCUUUAUUGCAGCUCCCUGCAAUGCAUAACCUAGAGCAUCACAAUCUUUCUACUGAGGGUUUUACACCACUUGAAGAUAUAUGCCUUGAUGAGAUCAAGUACAAAUUCAAUGACCUCAUUAAGGAUCUAGAAGUUCUGAAGAAAGAAUACUCUCAAGGUAAGAAAAAUAGAAAAAUCUUGAAUGCCUUGACCAAAGAUUGGGAAAGUAAGGUGACUGCCAUUGAGGAGGUUAAAGAUCUGAAUUCUAUACCUAUUGAAUCUCUUAUUAAUUCUCUAACCUUUUAUGUGUUGAAACUUAAAACCAAUGUACAAGAGGAAGAGGAUGCAAAGGUUGUUUUCAAUCCUUACAAUUUGGGCCUCAAUGGUUCUAUGGGCUUGACGAGACUGAGGGAUCCACCAAAUUCUUCACCACCAACACUGGCAACAGGCUAUUUUGGUGUUGGACCACCUCGCUUCAUUUUCACUUAA
Molecule: messenger RNA, 966 nt
Organism: Coffea arabica (coffee)
Lineage: Eukaryota; Viridiplantae; Streptophyta; Magnoliopsida; Gentianales; Rubiaceae
Source: RefSeq, a predicted model, not a curated record